Messenger RNA from Spea bombifrons (plains spadefoot toad), 1633 nucleotides. RefSeq names its product WT1 transcription factor (gene WT1). Lineage: Eukaryota; Metazoa; Chordata; Amphibia; Anura; Pelobatidae. Gene Ontology annotation, cellular component: nucleus. The transcript has 9 exons. Bases 91 to 1341 code for a protein of 416 amino acids. Gene Ontology annotation, biological process: regulation of transcription by RNA polymerase II; negative regulation of apoptotic process; negative regulation of cell population proliferation. The record is from RefSeq and is a predicted model, not a curated record. Gene Ontology annotation, molecular function: RNA polymerase II cis-regulatory region sequence-specific DNA binding; DNA-binding transcription factor activity, RNA polymerase II-specific.
UUGGAUCCUACUUGAUCAGAGCAGCUUCAUCUCCUCCCAUUAUAGGAAUCCUGUAGGUUGGAUCCCACCAGCAGCCUGUACUUUGAUCCGAUGGGGUCUGAUGUUCGGGAUAUGAAUACUUUGCUUCCUCCUGUCUCCUCCUUGUCCGGGAACAGUAGCUGUAACAUGCCGGUGAGCAGUACAGGUCAGUGGGCUCCGGUACUGGACUUCCCUCCUGGGGCAACCUAUAGCUCACUGGCCCCUCACUCCUUUAUCAAGCAGGAGCCCAGCUGGAAUCCGGAUCCACACGAGGAGCAGUGUCUGAGCGCCUUUACGGUCCACUUCUCUGGUCAGUUCACAGGAACCGCCGGGGCUUGUAGGUAUGGCCCCUUUGGGGCACCUCCACCAAGCCAGGCACCCACCAGCCAGGCAAGGAUGUUCACCAAUGCACCUUACCUGUCCAACUGCCUGGAGAACCAGCAAGGUAUCAGAAACCAAGGUUAUAGUGCUGUUGCUUUUGAUGGGACCCCAAGUUAUGGUCACACUCCUUCUCACCAUACAGCCCAGUUUACAAACCACUCCUUCAAGCACGAGGACUCUAUCAGCCAGCAGACAUCUCUAGGAGAUCAGCAGUAUUCAGUACCUCCACCAGUGUAUGGCUGUCACACCCCGACAGAUAGCUGCACAGGGAGCCAGGCCCUUCUGCUAAGGAGUCCCUACAACAGUGAUAACCUCUACCAAAUGACCUCCCAACUGGAAUGUAUGACAUGGAAUCAAAUGAAUUUGGGAUCCUCACUUAAGAGCCACGGAACAGCGUAUGAAAGUGACAGUCACAGUACCCCAAUGUUAUACAGCUGUGGGGGCCAGUACAGAAUACACACACACGGAGUGUUCAGAGGGAUACAAGACGUGCGGCGAGUACCCGGGGUGACCCCAGCAAUAGUCAGAUCAGCAACAGAAACCAACGAAAAGAGACCUUUUAUGUGCGCAUACCCCGGAUGCAACAAAAGAUACUUUAAAUUGUCUCAUUUGCAGAUGCACAGCCGGAAACACACAGGGGAAAAGCCUUACCAGUGUGAUUUUAAAGACUGCGAAAGAAGAUUCUCACGGUCCGAUCAACUCAAGAGGCAUCAACGGAGACACACAGGAGUGAAGCCGUUUCAGUGUAAAACCUGCCAGAGGAAAUUUUCCCGAUCUGAUCACCUGAAGACCCACACCAGGACUCAUACAGGUAAAACAAGUGAGAAGCCGUUCAGUUGCCGGUGGCCAAGUUGUCAGAAGAAAUUUGCCAGGUCAGAUGAGCUGGUUCGCCACCACAACAUGCAUCAGAGAAAUAUGUCGAAGCUCCAACUGGCUCUUUAAGUUCUCCCGAAAAGAAACUUAAAAUCCUGCUGUACUAUAAUUUAAACCCCUUGCUCAUUAACUGCAAGAUGGGAUUCUGUUCAGCUGUCAUAAUUUAGAAGUUCAUGUCGUGAAAUGCAUCACCUUCGUCGGUAGAACAGAUUUCGUAUCAAGUGGCUGUUCAAUGACUAUUUAUGUGAUGUGCGUGUAAAUUCUAGCAAUUGGUGUUACACUGUCUGCAGCAUGAAAAAUACAUUUUAAUGAAUGGUGGCAGCGGUCUAAAUGUUGUUGUAACCGGUAAUAUGAUUAUCAC